Messenger RNA from Bacillus rossius redtenbacheri, 10608 nucleotides. RefSeq names its product ATP-binding cassette sub-family G member 4-like. The record is from RefSeq and is a predicted model, not a curated record. Bases 307 to 2475 code for a protein of 722 amino acids. Gene Ontology annotation, molecular function: ABC-type transporter activity; protein dimerization activity; ATP hydrolysis activity. Gene Ontology annotation, biological process: transmembrane transport. Gene Ontology annotation, cellular component: membrane. Lineage: Eukaryota; Metazoa; Arthropoda; Insecta; Phasmatodea; Bacillidae. The transcript is spliced from 14 exons.
GGUCGAUGUGCGCAUGCGCGCGCCACAAGCGCUGGCCUCUACAGGCGCCGGGGUGGGAGGGAGAGGCGAGGUCCGUGUCCGCCAGAGCGCGCCGUUCUUUGUUCGCGCACCGUCGGUACCCGGGCAUCCGCGUGCGGGUGAGACGAACAGCCAGUCUGCUCGCCGUCGCUGUUCGGGCGUGUGUGCGUGUGGAGUGUGCUGUGCGUGUCAGUGCGUGCGGGAUACACACCGGUCGAUCUGGAGCUCAAGGACUGCACCACCGAGACGUUCAUAGACCUGCAGGCGGAUGACCCGGCAGUGACGGCCAUGGACGAGCUGCGCGGAGUGCAGGUGGUGCUGACUGGCGGCGCGCAUGCGCAGUGCGCCAGCUGCCACUGCAACCUGCGGUCCUCCAGCCCCACCAGCCAGGCCAGCCCCGGCCUCAACAACGGCUUCAUGUUCAGCAGCCCCAACCUGGCGGCAGGCGGACUGGGGCUGAGCGCGCUCGCCAAGAAGGUGCCCAACAAGAGCUGCACGCUGCCCUCCAUGGGGCUGAGCUCGGCGCAGCACCCCGCCGCCAGCUCCGUGCUCAAGAAGCCCAUCGAGUUGAGCCACCUGCCCAAGAGGCCGCCCGUCCACAUCCAAUUCGACAACCUCGCAUACUCCGUGUCCGAGGGCCGCAGGAGAGGCUACAAGACGAUACUGAAGUGCGUCAGUGGCAAGUUCAGGUCCGGCGAGCUGACGGCUAUCAUGGGGCCGUCGGGCGCCGGCAAGAGCACGCUGAUGAACAUCCUGGCUGGCUACAGGACGAGCAACCUGACGGGCUCGGUGCUGAUCAACAACAAGGAGCGCAAGCUGCGACGCUUCAGGAAGAUGUCGUGCUACAUCAUGCAGGACGACCAGCUGCUGCCGCACCUCAGCGUGCUGGAGGCCAUGACCAUCUCCGCCAACCUCAAGCUGGGCAAGGAGACGAGCGCCAGUGCCAAGCGCAUCGUGGUGGAGGAGAUCCUGGAUACGCUGGGGCUGGUGGAGUGCUGCGACACGCGCACCGCCAGGCUGUCGGGCGGUCAGCGCAAGAGGCUGUCCAUCGCGCUGGAGCUCGUCAACAACCCGCCGGUCAUGUUCUUCGACGAGCCGACCAGUGGCCUGGACAGCUCGUCCUGCUUCCAGUGCCUCUCGCUGCUGAAGUCGCUUGCCCGAGGUGGACGCACCAUCAUCUGCACCAUCCACCAGCCCAGCGCACGGCUGUUCGAGAUGUUCGACCACCUGUACAUGCUGGCGGAGGGCCAGUGUGUGUACAGGGGCUCCAUACCAGGGCUCAUACCUUUUCUCUCCUCCAUGGGCUUCGAGUGUCCCGGCUACCACAACCCGGCCGAUUACGUGAUGGAGGUAGUGUGUGGUGAGCACGGCGAUUGUGUGCCCAAGCUGGUAAUGGCUGUCAACAAUGGCAAGUGCAACAACCUCACACAGCCUCCGCUGCUGGACACUCCUGCCACGCCCUGUGUCACCAAUGACAUCUCCAAGGACACUCCUAACAACAUGCUGGGCAAUGGUGUGGGGAAGCACGGCCCGCCCGCGGCACCCGGCCUCAGUGUGACGUCUGCGCUGCUGGACUCGGACGAGAGCCUCAACAACGGCAAGCACCGCACAGGCUUCCCCACCUCCGGCUCGCUGCAGUUCUACAUCCUCCUGAAGAGGACCUUCCUGUCCACCUUCAGGGACCAGACGCUGACGCAGAUGAGGCUGUUCUCGCACGUGGUAGUGGGGUUCCUCAUAGGCAUGAUCUACUACGGCAUCGGCAACGACGCCUCCAAGGUCACCUCCAACUCUGGUUGCAUCUUCUUCACCAUGCUGUUCCUCAUGUUCACCGCCAUGAUGCCCACCAUCCUCACCUUUCCUGUUGAGAUGUCUGUGUUUGUGAGGGAGCACCUCAACUACUGGUACUCUUUGAAAUCCUUCUACUUUGCCAAAACUCUGGCAGAUAUACCAUUCCAGAUACUGUUCUCCAUUAUCUACGUCUCUAUCGUGUACUUCAUGACGUCACAGCCGCUGGAGGCUUGGAGGUUCUUCAUGCUGCUCACGAUGUGUAUUCUGACGUCACUUGUCGCACAGAGCGUGGGGCUGCUCAUAGGAGCCGCCAUGAAUGUGGAGAAUGGCGUAUUCUUUGGCCCCGUCUCUUCGGUACCCAUUUUAUUGUUCUCUGGGUUCUUUGUGACGUUUGGUGCCAUCCCCUCAUACCUGAGCUGGGUACCAUACAUCUCCUACAUCAGAUACGGGUUCGAGGGUGCUAUGGUGUCGAUAUAUGGCAUGGGCCGCGGGCGGCUCAAGUGCUCUCAGAUGUAUUGCCACUUCAAGAACCCUGUCACAUUUCUGGAGGAGCUCCACAUGGCCGACAGCAGGUACUGGGUGGAUGUGGUGGCGCUUAUAGGAUUCUUCUUGCUGCUGAGAAUAUUGGCGUAUGUUGUUCUGAGACUGAAGCUGUUGCUCGCCAAGUAGGCUCCAUUGCGCACUUCUUGCCUUCUCGGUGCUGGGCACCAAGUACACAGCGACUGCUGCAGGGAACAUCUCCAGGCGCGACGCACUUUGAGCGUGCGCCUCGAAAUAGAUACCACUUUUGUUGCGGCACUUGAAUGGUUACUGAAGUCUAAAGUUUAAAAUGAAUACAACUUUGGUCUGGAUAAAUCUCAGCUUGUUCCUUCAGUGAUCUGUACAUGCUUAGAGACAACUACUCUGUUUAGUUUGUAUGGCAUCAUUCUACAGAUUCCAAAUGUUCGGUUCUGCUUAUGUCUCGUUUUUCUGUGUUGUUGAUGUUUAAUUUAUACGUAUCCUAAUAGAAUAUUGUAAUAUUGUAAUUCUGUAUUUGGCUGGUAGCAAUGGUGAACAUGCGCAGAUGUUUUUUUCAUUAUUUCAUUAGUUUCUAAUUGUUUUUUAGUCACAAGUAAUUUACUCUUAAUUUUCUUCACCCAUAAACAGGUAUUUUUAUCUUAAUAAAUGCUUCAGUCUCGGAAACCGGCUAAAAGCCACUUCAUUAUGGCUACCUUUGAUGUCUUUUUGCGAAACUGUGCUCCACUUUCUACCAUCCGCAAGGUACGCAUGCACAAAUAUCUCAAUAUUCUUGUUCUCUUGGCACUGCACCAAAAGCUGUAACUUCAAUAUUUUGAUUAAAUUCCAAUUGUAUCCCAUGCAUUUUGAGAACCUCUUUGUUUUUGACUGGAAAUUAGAAGGUUAUUAGGUGGCGAUUGAUUGCAACUGAGGAUGUUACAACUGCAAACAUUUAUUUGUAAGACGUAAUUUUAUUUACACUGUUUGCUUCUAUUUUCAAACACACUUUACCAUCAAAACAAAUCAUAACGACACUAGAAAUUUUGUACAAGGCCUAGGUUUACGAGUGAACCAAAAUACAUGUUAGUCGUAGGCCUACUGGGUUGGUUUUGUUGAAAGUGGUAAUAUUUUGGAGAGUACAUGUAGGCCUAACUUAUAUAGAUACCAAGUUACUUGAUCUUCACUGGCUUUCACCAUGUGCUUGAGUGUCAGCCGUAUCGGGCCUUAUCUGGUAUGUAUGCCUACCUCAGUAUCUGCCAGAUUAUACUGUGGUGGGCCAGCAUGAUGAAUAGCUAUUUAAAUGAUUAAGUCGUUAUUAUGUACUGUUUUAUGAAUUGCUGUUAAGCAACUCCUUUUAUUGAUACCAUCUAAGACACUUAACAAAUCACACACAACCCAUACAUUCCACCAUCGUACCACCCACCGGCCCAGUUUGGCUACUCCUUGCAGAACAAGAACAACAAAAAGCUUUUAGAACCUCAAGAUUAAAUAAUCCACAGGCUUUAUCUAGCAAGAAAUUUGCUUGUAGUUUUCAACACAACAGAAAUUUUCAAAGGCACUAUGGUCUUAAAUAUUAAAACAGUCUAACUUUUCCACCUCUCCUACAUGCACACAGAUUAUGACAUUGCUAUAUGUAAUACGAACUUGAAAGCAGCCAGUUUCGCUUUGUACCGUCAAAGUCAUCACAAAGAAUUUUCUGACUAUGUAUUUACAAACGUUGAAGUAUCCAACAUUUUUGACAAGCAAUUUUUAUGUUUGUAGGUCUAUUUUAGUUUUCUGCCUCAUUUUUUAAUGUAGCCCUAGUCCUAAACAUUGAUUACUAUAUUUAAUUAAAUACCCUACAAAUGCAUGUUUCCCUUAGGAAUGCCAUGCUUUUAUUGUAGGGCAUUUGUGUAACAUAAAACAUUUGUGAUGGUUUACAAAUUGUAUUUGUUGAGUAUAUGUACUCAAUUUACUUUGGUCAAGACAUUUAUUUAAGUGUGUAUCAGAAGCAAAUAAUUGCAUAAUAUUUUUAUUUAGUAUGUUGAAAUUUUAAAAACUGUGGGUUACAAAAAAUUAUGGUUAUCUCAUUUUGUAAGGUUUUUAGUAACAUGUUUUUGUAUUAAAUGCAAGAAUGAUGAAUUACAUGAUAUUCUGCAGAUACCUACGUAUUAAUUGGUCUCCUGAACUCACCACAGUGUAUAUGAGACAUCAGUUGAGGAAAACGUCUCAUGACUGUCAAAAAAACUGUGUCUGGUAUAUUGGGAAAUGUACAUAAUAAAUUAGUUCUUUAUGAAAAAAUGUAAUCACUUUUAUUAUGCCAGGGAGUAUUUACAAUUUUGUGCUAUGUAAAGUUUGUGAGUAAACUAAAUUAAUCUUUUUACUAUUUUUAGAAUUAAACUUAAAGUAAGGAUACCUACAUGUGUUAUGGGUGGCUAGUAAUGUACAGUUUACAGUUUAACUACAAACCAUACACCAAUAAAAGCCAAUCUUUAAUUUAAAUUAAUAUAAUUAUAGUUAACUUAAGACAAAAAAUUUUACAUGACAAUCAGCUUAUUCUGUUCAGUGUGAAAAAAUACUCUGACCUACCUUGCUGCUCAUAAAAUUUUUAUACAAUCAUUUUAAAGAAAUAUUAAAGUAUAAAUUUUAACAAUUUAAAUAAUAUAAUUUUUAGCCUUUGGAAUAUUAUAUAUUUGACUGCCUCUAAUGAUCUUUUCAUGAAGACAUGAAGCUCCAAUAAAAAAAAUUAAAAAUAAUGAUUAUAUAGAUAAAUAUUCCCAGCCAUUGUAUAUUUAUGUUGAAUUUGGCAAUUGGAACAAGUCACUGUGUUGAGCGCUCACUAGAGACGAAUCAUCGCAUGAUGGAUUCCCGCCCACUUGGAACAAGAAGUGUGGCCAUGCAAGGAACAGCAUCCUGUAACUCCUGCUGAAAACUAGACAAGAAAAUACUGAGUAUGUAACGAGGCUACCCUAGACCGUCCUAAGGUUUGGCCCUCAGUUCAAAAUGACGUGCCAAACUGAGACGGUUCCGCCGGUUCUAGCUUCUUCCCGCACACCUAAAAUUUGGUCAAGUGUACACGCGUAGAAAGUUGUGAGAAAAUGUUAUCAUUUGAUGAACUGCAAGUGUACCCAAAAUACCAGCAUAAUCACUUAUGAAUAAAUAAAGAAACUGUUUACUUACAGCUUUUAAAGAUGGUCUCUAUUCAAAUCCUAAAAAAUUAUUCUUAUAUGAUUGAAACAAUCACACCCAAUAAAGAACUGAUCUGCUAAAAAAUUAUUUAAAUAAUGUAUGCGAUAGAAGAAUUAAAUAGCAAGUAGAACACAGUUUUUAAUUGGUGUAAAACGUAAAGAAGACUCUCGCCGGCAAAUAGGCUGUCCCCACUCAGGCCAUCCCAUACAGGUCAGUUCUACCUGAGAUGUGCCAUUGAGGGAACUCCCACAGUCAAACUGUCUCUACCAUCUGCUCUCUGGCCGCCCCAUACAUGUCUGUUCCGCCUGAGAUGUGCCAUUGAGGGAACUCCCACAGUCAAACUGUCUCUACCAUCUGCUCUCUGGCCGCCCCAUACAUGUCUGUUCCGCCUGAGAUGUGCCAUUGAGGGAACUCCCACAGUCAAACUGUCUCUACCAUCUGCUCUCUGGCCGCCCCAUACAUGUCUGUUCCGCCUGAGAUGUGCCAUUGAGGGAACUCCCACAGUCAAACUGUCUCUACCAUCUGCUCUCUGGCCGCCCCAUACAUGUCUGUUCCGCCUGAGAUGUGCCAUUGAGGGAACUCCCACAGUCAAACUGUCUCUACCAUCUGCUCUCUGGCCGCCCCAUACAUGUCUGUUCCGCCUGAGAUGUGCCACUGAGGGAACUCCCACAGUCAAACUGUCUCUACCAUCUGCUCUCUGGCCGCCCCAUACAUGUCUGUUCCGCCUGAGAUGUGCCAUUGAGGGAACUCCCACAGUCAAACUGUCUCUACCAUCUGCUCUCUGGCCGCCCCAUACAUGUCUGUUCCGCCUGAGAUGUGCCACUGAGGGAACUCCCACAGUCAAACUGUCCCUACCAUCUGCUCUCCGGCCGCCCAUACAUGUCUGUUCCGCCUGAGAUGUGCCAUUGAGGGAACUCCCACAGUCAAACUGUCUCUACCAUCUGCUCUCCGGCCACCCCAUACAUGUCAAUUGUCUGUUCAAGCUGAUUGAAAGGCCGAACUAUGCGUGUAUGGGGCCCCUAAGACGUACAAAAUAUAUCUACCACUAAUGGCAAGGAGGCGCCACCAAUUGUCUCCAUUCUUCUUCAGUGUGGCAGUUUAUGUGCCAGUUUAAGUUAACAUACAUUUUUUUGACAACAUUUUCUCAUUUUUUGCCUUGCUUGGGUGCUCACCCUUAUAGUUGGAUACAUUUUGGUUUCCAAAUUUUUGGCUGCAUGAAAGUGUGCCACAAUAAGAUGGUUAGAUGUUAGAUGACCAAUAAUGAAAACCUUCCGAAUGUUUUUGAAUUGAAGGAGCCAUAUAUUGACUGUUUGAAUGUCCUCCUAGGUACGAAUAUCUUAUAUUAAGUAUUGUUUUGAAAGCAAGCUUAAAAUGUCUAAUGUUAUGAAUAUGAGAGUGGUUAAGUGUGAUUAGGACUCGUGCACACUGAUUUUGGUACAUACAUUAAUUCAUUUAAUUUUUUUAGCUUAUUACUAUAAUUUUAGAACCACUUUAGAUUUACUCAUACCUUAAUAAGUUAAUUUACAUUUUGGUUGUUUUGUAAACUUUUUGUAAUAUUAAUAAAAUAUUUAAGAAUAUAUUUGGCCAUGUAGGUUGAAUAAUAAAUGUUAACCAACAGCAUUGCAUCAGCAUUGUAAUUUCUAAAAUGGCUUUUAUUGUGAUUUGCAAGUUUUCUGUUUUAAUUCUGUGCAAUGAAACAAUAUGGCAUACAUUUAAAUGACUAAACAGUCAACUGGUUUCAAUUGUCAUACUGUUAAAUGAUAAAUUUAUGUGUAUAAUGAAAAGGUGUCAUUUUAUUUCCAAGUAAUGCACAGAUUAUGUCAUAUGAUUGUUACACAAUAAUAAUUUACAAUAAUAAAAUAAAAAUAUGGCACCUCACACAUAUUCCAACAAUAAGUUUAAUUUUUGUAGUGACAUGAACUGAAAACUUAAGAAAUGAUUGUGGAUGUCUUUAAUUUUAGAGAAUUGUCUACUUUCUUAUGACCAAUCUUUUUUUUCAUAAGUUACAUAAUUUCCAUGCUCUAGAGAUCUUUGAAAUUUCUUUGUGCUAUGGGCUUAUGUAAACUUUAGUGAUAAAAUCUACAUAAACAUCUUUUCAAAUAUUGGCAAAAAAAACACAAUUCAGUGGUUUAAAUAAAGUUAUACUAUAAUUUUGGAAUUUAAAUACUAUUUUAGUUAUCAAAACCGCAGUAAAAUCUGUAACAUGGAACAGGUUUUUUUUUCAUACUAAUAUUUCUUAAAAAAAAUUGUUCAACAUUUUCAUAUAAAGCCACUUAACACCCUCUCAAUAAAUAUUAAAUCUGUGCUUUACAAGACCAAUGUAACUUUGACUUGUACGUGAACUCAGCAAACUAUCCACAAUUUAGAAUUAUUCUCAGCAUUGCUCCCCUUGAUUAGUGAAAACAGUCAGGUGUUUGCUGCAAAUAUCAAUUUUAAAUGAUUUCAUCCAAAUACCUACGUAUAUGUUGGUUAAUUUAUUUGAAGUUUGAGUAAUAUGGCGAUUCAUUAUUUCGUUUUAAGAAACUAACAGAAAAUUAAUCCGUUUCAGCCAUUCUUUAUAAUGUGAUUUUAUACUGUUGCUGAAUUAAACAAGCUGGCAGCAUUAUAUAACAUCUCAUCUUAUUAGUUGGUGACUAAAGUCAAACAUUUCUUAGGUAUUUCAAUUUUAAAUAUAUUUUUCAUAUUCUGAAUUAAGUUGAUGUAUCUGAGCAGCUAUUGUUUGAUUACACUUGUGUAUUAGUUGUUUCCUUAGACGAGAACUUUGUGUUGCAAAAUGUUUGUCCUUGCUUGUGUCCUCUACAGUUCACUGCACGUAUCGUGACAUUGCAGGAGUAUGUGCUUUUUAAUAUAAUUGAAUAAAAUAUAUUUUUCAUGCUAUUUGCUGAGUAUGAGUUGCUAUUGAUAGGUACUGCACUGUACUUUGCCGACUGUACCCAACAACAAUGGGUAGAAUCGGGACCGAGUCGAGAUUAAUUAAACCAAACUGAGUUGAGUUAUUAGGGAUGGAACUGGAUUGGCAAUUGAGUCAUUGUUCAAGACUCACUCUUUAGUUCAAGUUGUGUUGUUUUGUCAUAGAGGUGAAUUCUGUUAACUGUACUGUGCAGUUUAAAAGAAGAACUUGCUUGGAGUCUAAAAAAUGUGGCAAAGAAUUGCAUACACAGAUAGUGUUAAGUUUCUAUAGCUGCCUGAAUAAAGAUGCAAUCACUGCUCACAAAAACUUAGGUCACCAUAACACUUGCUGCAGGUUUCGAACUGACCUAACAACUCAUAUGCACAUUUUUGAUAUUGAGGACAGAAUAUAUUUACAUUGUUAUUUUGCUUAACAGUAGUACAAAGCUAAGCAUAUGUGUCUCUGAACACAUGUAUGUAUUUCUGUGGCUAUAGAUAUUUUCUAUCAUGUUGUUUCAGUACCUAAAUGUUCCUUAUUGCAUAUCCAGUUUAUAUCAAAGUUUUAAAUUUAUAUUUUCAGAAUCAAUUUAAUUUGGUAAUAGCACAGUUUCGCAUCACAAAUACAUUUAACUGCUGCUUUAUUUUAAUAUUUCAUGUUAAAAUACAAUUGGAUACAUUUGACGGAACAAUUUCUUCCGGGAAAAAUGUUCAUUAUCGUAUAUCCAGUUUAUAUCAAAGCUUUAUAAUGCGUAUCUUCAAAAUCAAAAUACUAUUUUGUCAACUGUACAGUUUCAAAUCACUAACACAUUCAAUUGCUUACUUUAUUUUUAUAUUUUACAUAAAAAUACAAUUGGAUAUGUUACACAGAACCAUUGCUUCUGGGAACAAUAUUCCUCAAAGUUUUAUACAUAUUUUUAUAUUAAACAUAUUUUGAUAUUUCUACAGUUUUGCAUCACAAAAACAACCCAUUACUUCCAUUAUUUUAAUAUUUUAUUUAAAAAAUACAGCUGUAUAUGCAAUAAGGAACAAUUACUGAUGUAUCUUUCAUUGCAUGUGAAGGUUAUAAUAAUUUAAUCCAUUUUUCUUUGCCUCGCCUAGCCUAACAAAACAGCUAUUAAUGUAGCCGGAUCUAAUAAUUUUUGUUCAUGGCUUAGAGCAAUGUUACAGGGUGAGCCUUUAACAGUAAGACAGGUGUUUCAUAUAAUUAGGUAAAUAAUUUUAUGAUAAAGAAAACAUUUUCUAACAUCACCUAAUUGUUAUAAUCGACCACAACUGAAUGUAGCAAAUAUGUAGUUGUGUUUUCAAAAGUAACAUAACUACAUAAAUUAUUAAGUUGAACACUUUGAAAAUAAUUAAAACACACUAUUUAUAUCAUUUUUAUUUCAUACAAAAAAGUUGUUUACAAAUUUUCAAAGAAAAACUAUGGACAGUGCAUUAAAUAUUUCUGCCCUUAAUGGCUCUAUUUUUUAAUGUAAAUUAUAUUUUAAUAUGUAAUUAUGUAAUAAGACAUUUAUCUGACUUACGUAAAUAUUACAAUGACAUAAAGUCACUUGAAGGAACCUGUCUCUCACUGGGACUUGUCGUUACACAAAACUCAACUCAACUUGAUUCCAUAGCAAAAAAAUCUCGACUAGUCUCUCUCUAAAGUCAAGAGUGGUGUUUUUCAGUGAUAAAACUGCAAUUACUCUGGACUUGUCAUGUUAAAUAAAGUGUUCUGCAAUCUACCACAUAUUUCUUAUUGAAAUUCCUACAACAGACAUCCAUGUGGAACUGUUAAAUUUUUGAAUGUGUGUAACAGGCUUAUGUUACCAUAUUGUUAUUGCCGGUUUCUCCAGAAAACCUACGAGAUCCACUGCAAUAACUGUAUGAGCGAUUUUUAAAAUAAUAUUAUUCAAAAAGUUCAACUGUUUGUAUGUUUAAAAUGCAGCACCAGAUUGAACACAGAGUAGUGACCACAUGUCUCACGAGUUGCUGUAGUUAAGUCUUUUAACUUCAUGGUAUAGCAGGUUGGAUUUUGACUUUAUUGUGUGGUGCUAUAGCUGUCUGCUCCAAGUGUGGUCCUGUGGGACAUGAUACAUUCGUUGGCCACUCACAGCAAUACCUGGUCAUUCAACAGUAGUCUGUAGCUUGAACUUCUGCCUUAUAUCUCUGUAUCACAUUGUAUUAUCAUUUGUAUUAUUAAAGUGUAAUUAAUAUUCUCUACUUAAAUUAUUAUAGUCUUUCGUAAUAAAUUUCUUAUAAACACAUACA